GACAAUAAAUAAGCAAGGCAUAGGAUGUUCCGCAUAUCCCAUCUGAACAUGUGUUAGUAAGUCCAGUGUGUGCUUUACAGUGGUGGUCCUGUAGAGAGCGGUAUAGUUUUAAUAAGUGCUUACACAGCCCUGCGUUCCCUUUACUGUACUGUACAUAUGCGGAGGGAGGAGCGACCGUGUAGUAUUUCUUUUUGGUUCUUUCCCCCCUGUCGUUGCAGCACAUCCAAACGCUACUGGAAGACAGCGGAAAAAAGGGGGAUAAACUGUUAAUUUUGGCAGAGCAGAUUCCUACAGGAAGUGGGGCUGGUUGUUGCGCGUGAGGACGGAGAUAAUUUGACGGUACGAGGCGCAGUAAAGGCAGCACCUUGGCGGAGGACCGGAGCUUCGGACUGCCGUAGCCAGUCCGCUGCUGCUACACUUGUGCACAAACCAGAGGAGCCCUGCUAACUUUCUCCCGCUUUCCGCCCUAAUGCUCUGAUAUCCCACUCGAACUGGUGUCCAAACCGCGUGGGGUUGCCAACGAGUUCCCUGAGGCCUAAGUUUGGAUGAACGCUGGGAGCAAAUGUAAAGAAACACCACUAGAGCGACUGCGACAGGCCACGACGGGCGGAGACGAGGCGGACCACACCACACAGGAGGGCUGGGGAAAUCAUUAACCACAUACAAACACAUACAAUAUGACAGUGUGAAUCACUCAUCGCCGUCUCCAUCCCUGGGAUAGACGCCCUCCUCCAGGCCAGAUUUCACCUCCGCAGAGCUUCCAAGAGCAUCGCUGUCUUGUAGCUUCACACCGAGCCAGACCACACCGACCUCACAGGGGGCUCACUCCCUCUGGAGACCCCUCCCCAGACCAGGGGAAGGGACCCUCUCAUGUGUAACUGACUGCACCCCCCCCAACUAGCGAAUGACAAGCGUACAUCCGAGGGUGGGGCUUGCCUCAGUCUCUCAUGAUUGGCCACUGGAUGGAAUUGAGGUGAAUGGAACACAUGUCCAACGAGCAGGACUCUAACCCAUCAGAGGGAGAAGAGAAACGGUGGCUCAAUGGCCCGAAAAGGAAGAGGAAGAACAGCCAGUGUUCGGUGAAGAGUAUGACUGGGUACAUACCUAGCUACCUCGAGAAGGAUGAGCCAUGUGUGGUAUGCGGGGACAAAGCCACAGGUUAUCACUACCGCUGCAUUACCUGCGAGGGCUGCAAGGGUUUCUUCCGUAGGACCAUUCAAAAGAACCUCCACCCCACGUACUCCUGUAAGUACGAUGGCUGCUGCAUCAUCGACAAGAUCACCCGCAACCAGUGUCAGCUCUGUCGCUUCAAGAAGUGCAUUGCUGUCGGCAUGGCCAUGGACUUGGUGCUGGAUGACUCGAAGCGGGUGGCUAAGAGGCGUCUAAUUGAGGAGAACAGGGAGCGACGCAAGAAGGAGGAAAUGGUGAAGUCUCUGCAGAACCGUCCAGAGCCCACUGGGGCUGAGUGGGAGCUGAUCCGCUCGGUGACUGAGGCCCAUCGACACACCAAUGCUCAGGGCGCCCACUGGAAACAGAAGCGCAAAUUCCUGCCAGAAAAAAUCGGUCAGUCACCGCUCGCCCCCACGUCAGACGGAGACAAGGUGGACCUGGAGGCCUUCAGCGAGUUCACCAAGAUCAUCACUCCUGCCAUCACCCGCGUCGUCGACUUUGCCAAAAAACUGCCCAUGUUCUCCGAGCUGCCUUGUGAGGAUCAGAUCAUCCUCUUGAAGGGCUGCUGCAUGGAGAUCAUGUCGCUCCGAGCUGCCAUGCGCUACGACCCAGAGAGCGAGACACUAACACUGAGUGGAGAGAUGGCAGUUAAACGUGAGCAACUGAAGAACGGCGGCCUGGGUGUUGUGUCGGAUGCCAUCUUUGACCUAGGCAAGAGCCUGGCGCAGUUCAACCUGGAUGACACAGAGGUGGCGCUGUUGCAGGCCGUGCUGCUCAUGAGUUCAGACCGCACUGGCCUGACAUGUAUGGACAAGAUAGAGAAAUGCCAGGAGACCUUCCUGCUGGCAUUUGAGCACUACAUCAAUUACCGAAAGCACAACAUUCCCCACUUCUGGCCUAAGCUCCUGAUGAAGGUGACUGAUCUGCGGAUGAUCGGGGCAUGCCACGCCAGCCGCUUCCUUCACAUGAAGGUGGAGUGUCCCAACGAACUCUUCCCUCCGCUCUUCCUGGAGGUCUUUGAGGACCAGGAAGUGUGAAACAGCAGUUGCCACAACUGAAACGGAAGAGGCAAACUGGGCGAUGGGAAGGGCCAUCAUUUUCAAAAGGGGAAGGAUGGAGGGAGAGUCCUCGGCAGGAAUUAUUUCUCCGACAUCACAUUAAGUGGUUUUAAAACUGGAAACAACAAUAACAAAACAACACACCAGCAGCAGGAGAGUCAAACAAACAAAGGAUUUUGUUUUUUUGAAAACCCUCUCCUCCACCUCUUUCUCCUCCUUUUACUUACCCCUGUUUUAAAAUCCGAGUGGGGGCCCUUCUGUCUGAGCAUGAUGUCUUAUUUAGUAAGAGUUGUAGCCAUUUGCCAAGACACGUACACAGAUCCAGAAACGCACACACUAACACACACAUAUGUAUACACAUCCACAGCCUGUUCCACCUCAGUUCUUUUACAGGGGCCUGUUUUACACGGCCCUUUGGUUCGUUGUAGUGGUCAAAGAUCACCUGUUUUUUGAAGCCCAUGUCUUCAGCUUCCAUGCUGACCAACACCUCUCAGUAUUAUUUCUGAAUAAGUGUUAAGGGAGUAAUUCAGAAUAAUGGAUAACAUAUAAUGCUCAGUCAUACAGGCACACAAACAUUCAGUGAACACUGCACAUUGAAAUUUCCACAGAUGCUUUGAAGCAUUAAACUGGUGUAUAAUGGCUGCUGUAAAAGCAAAGCUACCAGACCUAGUUAAUAAGUCCUCAACUCUAUCUGAGCCGUUACAGCUGUUUUGGAGCUUCUUCUUGUUCUUAGAUCCCUGUUAAACUGGUGCUAUAUUUUACGAGGCUCCUCCAGUUUUAUGAAAUUGUGUUAUCUACUUUUGAAAAAAGAUGCAGACCAUGGCUUCAUAUCUACCUUCAUUUCUGUCAUUGGACCACCUCCUGUGACAUACAGCGCACACACACACACACACACACACACACACGCACACACACUUGCACACACAUUUGCUUUGUCAUUGCCUUUGCUGCUUGUGCCAGCAGCCUAACAUCUUAUGAAUGACAAUUAAGUCCUUCUCUUUUCAAGGAGGCUCUGAACUCAAGGCAAGAAAGAAAGAAUAGAAGAAAGGCAAAAAGGGAGACACUCAGAAGGCGAGAAGAGGAGAGGGGAGGAGAGGAGAGAGGAGAGGAGCACAGAUAGAGCAAGGGAAUACAAUUUAAUAGCUGGACUGUAGAUUCAGAGCCAAGGGUCAGAGGUAAAUCCAUGCUGACUCUCACAUCCAGCCUCUUAGGAGGGUUUAAAUUGCAAUGACCGGUAGCAAGGCAACAAAGCUCAUGUUACACACUCUCUCUCUCUCUCUCUCUCUCUCUCUUUGUAUCUCUCUCAAACACUUUAACAUAAAAACACACAGCAUCACCUCAGAGUAACGUGAAUGCCUCAUUUUACUGUACGCACUGCACAGCAGUGUCAGUAUACAGCCCUAACCUGCAGGGUUUGUACAGAGUCCUCUCCUCAUGGACUCAGCUCAGUGUGGCCCCUCCAGGCUUCCAUACACAUAUGCCUUUUUUUACCAUGGGCGUCACUGAGAGCAGGCAAAAUGCCAAGAAGGCUACCAUUUACCUCAGAGUGGACACACCCCCAGGCUGGGGUAGCAGAACUGCCCCUGUGGUGUCAGGCACUACCUCACCUCUCUGGACACAGGGCAGCUGCCCACAGCGUACACACAGACAUACACCGUUCAAGUUGGCGCAUGUGUAGAGCGACACACACACACAAAUGUGCAUAAUUCUUUGUGUAGGUGCACACUUGUAGACAUGAAAAGACAAAAACAUUCAUGGCACACACACAUACACCCCUCAGUGCUAUCACUUGGUUGAAAUGAAAUACCACUGAAGACAGGAGGGCCAGCCAUCCCCCUGGACUGUAAGGUUUCUCCAACUCCAGGGGAUGGUACCCAUUACAUUUGGGUUAUAUCUUUUUUUUUUCCUUUUUUGUUAUGUGGGACCAAGUGUCAUCUUUAAAAAUUUGGAAUCACUUAUUCUGUCAAAAAGCAACUCAGAGAAGGACAGUGUGGAUGUAGAGUGCAGCGGAUACGCAUCGAACGAAGACAAUAGAAACAGAGCAUAUAGAGUAACUGAAAACCCAUGGUGGCCUCGCCCACUGAAUUAGUAUGCAUAGAAAUGGCAGCAGUUUACUUCUGCAUCAUGCUAAUCUUCCAUGGUACACUUCUAAUAUGUGCCACUGGAUAUUGUUAAAGUUCUCACUAAAGUAGGAUUUCUUUUAUUACAACUCAUCAGCUCUUUUGGUCUCUUGCACUUUAUUAGUGCCCACAACAAUAACUGUUAGAUCACACAUUAAAUAUCCAUGGCAAAUUGGCAGUGUACCAGCUAAACGCCUAUUUGAUUAUGAUUAUUAUCUAAUAAUAACAGGCCACUCUGUUCAUUCCAAUUCUUGGGGCCAAGCCAAAGCUAACUGGGUUUACCACUCUCCACACAAGAAGAGGAUAAAAGAUGAGAGAGACUGAAAUUAUUUUAUACUGAAAGCAGUAGAUUGUACUGGGCACUUGUCCUCAGUGGCUGUUGUUCACCUCUCAGAAGAAGCAAAGAAGAGCAAUGUAUGGUAGAAUCAUGGGUACUUGUAAUAGAUGGCCAAGCCUCACUAGCUUCAUUCUUUGGAGCAUUGCUGGGAGCUGAGAGGAACUGGAAAAACCACACCUCAACUUAACCUGACCUGCCCCAGCUCAAAAGAGACCCCUCAAAGCACUUCACUUCACAUCACAUGCCUUUGCCCCGCCCUGCUAGUCCACGAUGACGCCAUUUCUGGAGCACAGCUCAAACUGAAAUGCACCGUCACCGUCGUCACGGCCCCCACCCAGCCAGGCUGGUGGGAGUUUUUGCACUAAUCAGUGGUUCUCCCUUCUUGAUUGGCUCUUAAUUAAUUCAGAUGUUAGUCAGCCCCAUGAUGCCACUGCCCUUUACCCACCUUCAGUGGGCAUCUUGACCUGCUCUGUUUAACAGAGGCUGACAGUCGCAGUGGGCCCAGUCCCAAACCUGUCACAGUGUCAGUAUUAGACAGCACAUUAUCCCCACGCCCAACUAAUUAUCAAAUCCAGGGGUAGAGAGAGGUCCUGCUUUAGAUUUGCUUAUUUUUCCUGUAUAUUUUCCAUCUUUCCUGUAGUUCCAAGUUAACAUUUCAUUUCUCAACCUUUUCCAAACAGUGUCCCUGCCACCAUCCUCUUCCUCUCUCCCCCUCCCCUCUUCCCUAGCUUUUCACCCACUGAUCUCUGAGUGAUUUUGCCCCUAAAUCAUUGACACCAAACAAAAUCCAGGCCUCUUCCUUGUAAGACAAGGCUGGCCAUAACUGCCCUUGAAAGCGGCGCCACCGAAUGAAUGUGAACAGCAGAGCAGCAGUGAUGAAAAGAGAGACUGAGCGUGAGAAUGUGAGGAUGUACGAGAAGAACGAAGAAAGUUUGGGACAAGGAGAAAAAGCAGAGGGUCUGAAACCCUCACUGCCAUUAUUGACAUGGGUCAGAGAGGGUGAUGUGGCGGGUUGUAAAAGACGAUGACAACAAACACUCAAAGGAAGGGGAGAUGGCAAUGGAGGAAUAUGUACGGUCUCCCUUUCGUUUCCACAACCGCCCCACAUCAGCCUGUACUCCUAUGACAGCUGGCAACCCCAAAUGUCCCCCCUCAGCUCCUUCCAAAAGGAUAACCUCCAACGCUCAUAUGGUGAGGAUCAGAAAAAGAUCCCGCAUUCCAGAGAUGCAGGUUUGGAUCAUGUCCUUGUAAAAGAACUGUAAAAGAGAAAAAAAAAACUAUUGUUGUCCUUUGAUCUUGUGAGCUGACUGGGUAUGUGUGUGUGACAGUCGGGGUUAAAAUGCUGCUUUACCUUCUGAGUCUGAUUUAGAAAAAGAAAAAAGAUAUAUGAAAUUAUUAUAAAUUCAUGAAACAAAAUGAAAAGAGAUGACUUUUAAAAAAAAGACUCCUGAACAAAAUUAUUGGAGAUUGAGCUUUUUUCAUUUUAUCAUUGUUUUCGUAUUUUUCUGUUUGUUUUUUGAUGCUUAAACUGCUCUGUGUAAAGGAAAAAAAAACAGCUGUCGUCACUUUUGACCAUGCGUGCAGUGUAACAUAGAAAAUAUUUCACUUCUUUUUCACAUCUGUAGUUUGUGUUGAUAAGCCAACUGAUCUGUUGUCUGUGUGUCUGUCCAGUUGUCCGUCCCCUUUUAUCAGGAGGAAUUUUCAACCAACGAAAACAGGAAUUUCUUUUUUAUAUUUUGUUUCUUUUUUUAUGAAAUACAACUUUGGAGAAAAAAAAAACACAAACACGAAAAAUAAUGCAACGGAAACUGAAAAUACAAAAAAAAAAAAAAAAAAAAAAAAAACCUGAAACACAAUCUUAUCAUACCUCACACAACACAAAACUCAAAGGAACUUGGGAGGAGUCAUAUUUUGCAGGCACAUGUAAAAGUGCAAAGAUGCAUAUAUAAAAAAAUGUAUAUGUUAAGAUUAUGUGCUUGUCUGUACGCAUCAGUACAAGUUACAAAAGGAGCCUUCCCUCAAGCUCUGGUGCUCUCUAUAUUAGAUUUGGUUUUCCAACGAUUGGGUUGUAACACAAAUAUCCGAAAGUGUUGUUGGAUUAAAAAUAAUCUGGCACAGUCAAUAAGAGUAGACUGUAACUUUAAAAUGUGAACAGCCCAGAGCUUGAGGGAUUCUGACUUUUGUAUAAUGUCUGAGUGUUUUUUGGUAUUGAAUGUAGCUGACAGGAGGGGGCUGGACCUGAGCCCGGCACCCACAACCUAACUUCCACACACCAGCAGAAAGAAAUAGUGGUGUCACAUAGACGUUACAAACAACCAACAAAACUGAGAAUAUAUUGCCCAUCUGCAAGGUGCAAUACGAUGUUAUGUAUUUUUGUAUGUUUUCUGUUCUGUUUUUAUUUCAUUUCUGUUUUUAUUUUGGCCAUAACCAAGGAUGUAAAUACUAAACAAACAGACCUACAACACUCAAAAUGUACCAGAUAUUGCAGAAAAUGCGCAGAAGUAAAUUUAUCCGCUCCAUCCCAAUGUCAUGUAAGAAGAAAAAAAAAAAAAAAGCUAAAUAAUGUGUAAUGCUUCAUACAUUUGUAUGUGUGCACUCUCACACAUGCAUGCUGAUCCAUAUUCAGAAAAUCUCCAUGACAUUAAUCAUAAAACCUGUGCCUCCUCUUGUUUGCAAAGAGAUAGAUUCUUGUCCCUCAUAUACUCACCACAAUGUGCGACAAUGCUACACAUGAAUGCUUAUAGUGUGUGUGUACGUAUUCACCUAUGAAAUCAGGUUCCAAACUAUUGGUGUGAGUGUGUUGCCAGCAGCCACAGUGGCUAAAGGUCAGUAGGGCACUGGGGUUGCUUUGUUGCUAAAGUGGGAGGAGGGGGAGGGGACAUUAAUAGAACUUAUGAUGAGCAUGUUGUUAUUUGGCAUGAAUGUCAGCUAACCUGGCUGCUGGACGGCUCCAUCGGAGUUGGAAAAGUCCAAUACGAGUUUUUCCCCAUUUGCCCACCAGCCCCACUGCCUCACAGGAGCCAGCUGGAAAAAACCUUGAAUGCUCAGUUUGCUGCAAAACAUCCACUGUUAAGUUGACCAGUUUAUUGCAAGGAUCGGUUUAGACAAAGAUAGACUUUUGAGAUUUAUUAGAGUACAGUUUGCAGCUGAUUAGGUUUUUUUUUUUUUGCCAAUAUCUUUGACAUCUCCAGCUAAAAAUAAGAAAAUGUAUCAGUUUGACACAGCGAACAUAAGCAUACCAAGGUUUCCAAGGCUGGCUUUGCUGGGCCUCCAUGCCCACUCCUCCUCCAUAAAUGUUAUUAUCAUGUUUUUUCUAACACGUUGACACAUUGGACAAGGGUAGAGAUUGUCUGUGCUGUUUUUGAUUUUAUGGUUGUGUUUGGUCCCCCCCUAUGCCAAAUGUAAAGUUUAUGAAGACAUGCAAGUAGCAAGAUGUCUAUGCAAUUUCCCUCUUAGUCCCUCUGAAAGAUGACCUCAAUGUAACACCGAGCCAGUCUCGACAUAUGAAAUCAAAUUCGACCUGGCCUGAAUUUCCAGAGGUUCUUUGACCCCAAGUACAAAGACCCAUGGUACUUUGUCUGGGCAAGGGUCUGGACUGCUCGGCUCACCUGGCCUUUAAGCCCAGCUGACUGGCUGGUCCUCAGGGUCAAGGGUGAAGCUCACAUUAUUUGUAGAAGUCCAGGUCCCAGAGAACAAGUAGGAGGGGUACUGGGGAUGUUGUGGAGAAUAUAAGAUGAGAUGUGCUGUUUUUUGUUUAAGACUGCUCGGAAAGUCGUGUGUGUGCAUGUAUAUGCGUGUAGUUUGGAGGAUUUGGAUAUGUCUACUUUGAUCGGUGCUCUCAUUGUUUGGUGGUUUCACUUAAUCCUGAAAAUCGAAAAAUUUGACAAGCCCAUACAUCAAACAUACAUUACACAAUAUGUGUGAGAAGCUUUAACAUUUUUAUUCCACGACUAAGUAAAUGUAGUGUCAGUGUAUUUUGGGUGUAUGAUGUUGAUCAGUGGUAUGUAUGUAGUAAAGUUUACUUAACUGUAGUUAAAUCUGACCUGGUUUGUUUGCAAUCAGAAUUGUUUUUAGAAACUACAUCACCCAAUUGAAAUGAACAUCUACAACUUGCUGACCAUCAAUUCCUCAUAAGCACUUAACUAAAAAGCACUUUGAAUGCCCCUUAACCCACAUUGUAAGUCAGUGACAAUUGUUACAAACUUAAAAAAAAAAAAAAAAAAAAGUAUUAAUUGCACCCAAGCCAAAUGCCUUUUGCACCAUUUAUAUGUCUUUUCUAAAUUAGCUUAAUCCAUCAUAUAAACAGAGCCUUCAGGCGAAGACACUUAAUGAAAUUAUAAAGUUUACAAUAACUUUUUUAAUGAAGUGCAAUAAGUGAGUGAAUGAACCUUUCAUGUGUUUCUGGUCUAAUCAGAUCUUUGUUUCAUUUGUGCAGAAUUACUCCCAUAAUUGCUUUUUUUUCCUUUAAAAAAGAAAAAAAAAAAGUGCAGCCACCUAAGAGCAUCUGACCAAUUCCUCACACACGCACACACAUGCACACACACAAACACAGACCACUUAUUGUGACUGGGUAAAGGAAGCUAUUGAAGGAUUCUCUCAGGUAAAAGAACAUUUUCUAAUAAAUGAUGAUGAACCUUAGAUGAAAACCAUUGUUAGCUCAUCUUUAUUUGUCUUCACAGUUCACAGUCAAAAAGAUGCACAUAUUUUCAGCACUAUUCUGUCCUGGACAAGUGUCAGGAUGAAAAGAUGUAGACGUCAGGUCUACCUCAUCCUUAAAGCAUCCACUCCACACCCUCACUGCUUUCUUAGCCCAAAAUGAAAAUAUUCAUGUUUGGAGGCGGGAGCAUGCUCACGUAUGCCUGUCUGUUUUUAUAUGUUUUUAUGUUUUGUUUGGAUGGGAGUGUUUUGAAGCUCAGUUUGUCUGAGCUUGGUUUGACAUGAAAACACAAUCUUAUUUUUAUGGUAACACUGGGUAGUCCAUCUACAGAUUAUCUUAAAAGUAAAAAACACACAGUGGAGUCACGUAAGUCGCAGAGGCAGUAGAGUUAACAUAAUCACAUUUUGUUGAAUAACUAGUGAACCGUGCAUUAUGCCAUCGCAUUUGAAUAUUUUAUAUUGACAGUUUCUUUCUAUUGAUCUGUAUCGUGACACAAACACUACUGCAAAAUCACAAAAAAAUACUUUUUUUUUUGAGUAGUGAUGAAUGAUUCUUUGUAUUUUGUUUGCAAAUUACAUGUCAGUGUUUGAUAGCAUUGCACCAUUUUAGAAUAAAACACUAACAUAGCCAGAACACCUCCACAUCUAAAAUAAUAUGUAACAUGUCUCAUUGCAUAACUUCGCAAUCCAAAACUCACCUAUUUAAUUCUCAUAUUGAGUUGCAUUUGCUGAAAUAGGCCACACCCAUUUCAACCUAUUUCAAAUUAGUCCGUCAGUAUUUGCGUUAAGCUAGACAAACAUGACAAGUUCUCAGUUAAAUGGGGAUGCUUCAAUUAGAGCAGUGUGGAUUUGGUUUGAAUUCUGUGGGAUUACUCGGACCCCGUUAUAACUGCUUGCAACUAUCGUUUAAGAUUGUUUUUUAUCAUUUGACCAUGUGCUGAAGUAUAAAUAUUUGUUUAAACAAUUAACAUUAGCUGUUGACAUGUUACAGAUACUAUGUAAACUCUGUAGGUGGACUAUCCAAAUAAAGCAUACAUCAUUAUUUAAUUCUCAAAUCUCUAUAAAAGCAAAUUUGUGGCCAUACAGUCUGUAAAAUCCUAGUCUAAAAUCAGAUUCUAGUCAGUAUAUCUUAGGGUGUGCCAGUAGCAAUAUCCAGGUCUCCCUCGCCCUGUUGGUUAAUUGUAUACAUACAGUUGGACACAGCUCCCAUCCAGGCUGGAGGGGAAGGGGGGGGUUGGCUUUGUUUCUCCAUCCACAAGCCUGUUCUGUUUCAGUGUGCUUACCGUUUAGCUUGUAACAUACUGAAAAGGUAAAACAACAGCUGUGCAUGUACAUAGGUGUGUGCAUGUGAAUGUCAGCGUCCAUGUUUAUGUGAGAGAACUGUGACUUGUGCGUGUUAGUGUGCGAAUGCUUUCCUCUGAACGUCUGUGAUGCUGAGAUCUGAUUGACCUGCUUUCACUCCCCCCACCCACCCAUCCACCCACCCUGAACCUCAACAAAAAAAAAAAAAAAAGCACCUUUUUAGGCCGCAGUGCGUGACGGACAUCUGUACAACAAAGUCCUGUCACUGACUUCUAUUAUUUCCUCUGAAGAAUGUAACUAAUAGCGUGUUCAGUGGGCUGAGGGGAGAGUAACAAGGAGGGGAUCAUUUAUAGGUAAGACCGCUGGAGUUGUCAGACAUGAAAACUGGAUUGCAAAAGUGGGUAAUUUCUCAGAGGAAAGGCUUGAAUGAUUCCCACAAACAGAAGGCAGACUGUUUUCAUUGAAGCAAGAAGAGUUACUGCCUUGGAUGCAGUUUGAGGCUUUGUAAUUUUGUUUCUCUUUCCAAAUGAUGGCCUUAUUGAUUGCUCCAGCCUUGUCUGUGACUUUGUUUCACAGCAUGACUCAUAGGGCACUAGAGAAUUUAUUAUUACGACUACAGCACUUAGAGAAUGCAUGUUAAUGAGUCACGUUAAGAGUGGAUUAACGUGCUGGUUUGAAGCUGUUGAGGACUCCCGAGAGCGUUUUAAGAUUAUCACUAGACAUCAUGUUGAAUAACUGAAACUAUGCCAAUACCUUUUCCGUAUCUGUGUUAAUACAACAGAACUCAGUGGGGAAUAUUGAAGCCAAUGUGCUGGAAAAAAAAAAAAAGUGCCAAAUCUGCAUAUUGAGCUCAUGGGAAGGUUGUUGAAAUUCUAAAGCAAAUAUUCAGCUUGUUAGAACUGAAAUCUAAACGGUAGCUGUACUGAUUUAGAGUAAAUGACUGUUAAAAUUUUAUAUUUUCACCCCCACUUGAAAGAAAAGAAAUAAAAAUCUUAUUUUAUCUUAUCCAACACUGAGGUGCAUUGACUGUCUUACACAGUCGCUGAGUCUCUUGACAUUAUCAACAGCUUAUGGACGCAUUAAAUUAUUCUGUAUUGAAAUGGAAUGCGUCAAAUUCCAAGCAAAAACAUAAAGCACUUAUGAAAAACUAUUCCGAUAAAAGCUCAUAUUCUAAGUUUCGUGUUUAGUGUUGCUUAGACUAUCUACAAAGAGAUUUAUCGUCAUGAGAUAUUUUUAUAAACGGGUGGGAAAUCGCAUGCCUAGACAGCUAAGAAUGUAAAAGAAGUACAUUAUGUAUUAAUGGUAUAUCAAUUAGAGCUAUAGAUCAGAGAUGACAUGAAUUAUAUAAGAGUAAAUGUGUUGUAGGUUGGAGAAUAUAUGCAAUGUUUGUCAGGAAAAAAAUAAUAAUAAAUUGGAUUGGAUCAGAACUGCUCAGGUUUGAUAAGCCGGCCUUAAAGGGUGCUUUCCAUUGUCUAUUUUCCAAUCCUGUCACUCCGGUCCUUACAUGUUCCUUGUCCACUGUUGUGUCGAAUCCCUUCAGAUCAUAGUAUACUCUAUCAGCUCCUUUGGCACAUACAAAAGCCCGCUGUUGAAUGCAAAACCAGAAGAAAUAUACACUCUACUCCACUAUCUUUGAAAAGAAAAGGGUCGAUUUAUCAACUGUUUUCCGUUCUGUAGCAGGUCCAAGCCACUUUAAACAGCACCAGCAAAUCACCAACAACCACCUCUUUAAGGCUUCAUGUCCACUGGGAGCAUCUCCUUUCUUUACCACCUUCCUGCUCACUUUGUUUACAACGGAAAGGAUUCAAUGUCACAUGUCCCAAGCAGAGAGAUUAACGUAUAUAUGUAUAAGUAUGUAUUAAAGAACACUAAGAUUCAGAGAGGUUUUCCUGACGACAGCAGGACCACAAAGGGGCUUUAAAGCAGAUUACCUGGUGGACUUGAGUCUUGUAUGCAGCAGUUGGUGCUGGAGGUGUUUCCAUGUCAGACUCUUCUUUCUUAUGUUGUACAAAUGUCUGUAAACUGUAUGUGUUUGUUAAAUAUUUUACAGUUUGCUGUCCUAUACAGUAGAGAAUGGCCUAAGUUUAAAUCUAAAGACAGGUGUGUCUAUAAAUAUAAAGAAAAAGUAAACUCUGCAGUGUUGACAUUGUAAAAAAACAAAACAAGUUUACAUUUUCUUGAUUUAACAUACAUAAGGGCCGAAAAUCUCUUUAAAAGUCUGGACAGUGAAUUUCUACACAUCUUUUGCAAACCAGGUCUGUUUAUAUAUUUCACCAUAUUUGACCAAUCGCAUGCUCAAACACAACCUCACAAUCUGUGAAGUUAAAGUUUUCUCUGGGUUUUGAAUUUUUUUUUUUUUUUUUUUUUUUUUUUUUUUGCUUUGCGAUUUCUACGGUAUUUUUCCUCAGAUUUUCUCAAGGACUUUGUUCAGCUGGUCUGUCACCUGCUCGACAUUGGAGACAAUACAAUAUAUAGACUUCAAACCAGCAGUAGAUAUAUUAAAACUAACAAAUAGAGCUAUAAAUAACACUCACCAUAACUGCUUAUACGAUGACUUUCAGAUUUUUAUAUUUGUUACUUUUGUAUCACUCCUUUAAGAGUUCCUUGCUUCACUGUGACUGCAAAGAAUGCUGGGAAAAUUAUGAUGAAGAGAGGUGUAUUGCAGAUACUCAGGGGCCAUGACUUGUCGGGUCAGGGUCAGUUAGUAGUUAGUUAGUAGGUGCCAAAGACAGGAUAUGACAUGUUCUUGUAGGUUAUGUUGUGAGAGUUUCAAUGUAUUGAGGCUUAUGUGACUGGAAACAACAGCCGUUAGAGUGAAACACGCCUUUUGUAGGGUGUUGCAUGUAAGUUUAUUGAGAGAAUGUGAAACCAAAGGGAGCAUAGAUCCAGAUAAGCAUCUAUAUUAAGUAAAUGAUAGCAUAUUUACAGAUUAAUAGAUACAUUUUAAACCACAAACCGAUGGACAGAGGAUACAGCAUACAGGGAAACACGUAGCCAUUCAUUGUCCGACAACCAGAGAUGUCUUCUGUCUCUAGGUUGAUCCCAAGGUGCCAGAUCUCGAUAGAUUGUA
Messenger RNA from Sphaeramia orbicularis (orbiculate cardinalfish), 13713 nucleotides. RefSeq names its product thyroid hormone receptor alpha-B. Gene Ontology annotation, cellular component: RNA polymerase II transcription regulator complex. Gene Ontology annotation, molecular function: RNA polymerase II cis-regulatory region sequence-specific DNA binding; zinc ion binding; nuclear receptor activity. Lineage: Eukaryota; Metazoa; Chordata; Actinopteri; Kurtiformes; Apogonidae. The record is from RefSeq and is a predicted model, not a curated record. The transcript is spliced from 11 exons. Bases 978 to 2207 code for a protein of 409 amino acids. Gene Ontology annotation, biological process: positive regulation of transcription by RNA polymerase II; retinoic acid receptor signaling pathway; cell differentiation.